Messenger RNA from Carica papaya (papaya), 868 nucleotides. RefSeq lists its product as uncharacterized. The record is from RefSeq and is a predicted model, not a curated record. Gene Ontology annotation, cellular component: membrane; signal peptidase complex. Lineage: Eukaryota; Viridiplantae; Streptophyta; Magnoliopsida; Brassicales; Caricaceae. Gene Ontology annotation, molecular function: serine-type endopeptidase activity.
AAGUUUACAGGAAACAGAGAGUUGCAGAGUAGAAGAAACAUUACGGCAUUAGCUCGAGAAUCAUUUAAUAGAUUGAGGUGGAUGAUGGAGUCCUUGCGCUCUAUUCGGAUCAGAGAUUCUCUUUUGCAGAUCAUCACUCUCGGAAUAACAGUUUCCUCAGCAUUAAUGAUGUGGAAAGCACUGAUGUGCAUAACUGGAAGUGAGUCGCCUGUCGUCGUCGUUCUCUCUGGAAGCAUGGAACCUGGCUUUAAGCGAGGGGAUAUUUUGUUUCUGAACAUGAACAAGGAUCCUAUUCGUGCUGGGGAAAUAGUCGUGUAUAACGUUGAUGGCCGUGAUGUUCCCAUUGUUCAUCGGGUGAUUAAGGUCCAUGAGGCAAAAGAUACCGGAGAAGUUGACAUUCUCACAAAAGGGGACGCCAAUAAAGACGAUGACAUAUCUUUAUAUGCCCACGGUCAGUUUUGGUUACAGCGGCAACACAUCUUGGGGAGAGCUGUUGGGUUCUUACCUUACAUUGGUUGGCUGACAAUUAUAAUGACUGAGAAGCCAAUAAUCAAGUACAUACUAAUAACUGCACUGGGAUUGCUGGUCAUAACAUCAAAGAACUGAUUAGCAACCAAAUUUCUUUACCCUCUUUCCUGGACAGAAGCACUAAGAAAUGGUGGAAACAUUGUCAGACACCAUCUUGUCUUGGUUUUCUUUUCUUCUAAAGACAAAAAAAAAUGUUUGGAGCAUGUUAAUUAUCCUUUGUUGCAAGUACAAGCUGUCUAACCUUGUUAUUAAUUAAAAAAGAUAAUUUCUCAGUCAAGAAAUUGAUGGUGUUGUUGUGUCUCAUAAGAUUCUCAAAAAGAAAAAAAACAUAUUUCUGCCU